Molecule: messenger RNA, 1104 nt
Organism: Aureobasidium pullulans EXF-150
Lineage: Eukaryota; Fungi; Ascomycota; Dothideomycetes; Dothideales; Saccotheciaceae
Exons: 1
Coding region: 402-1010 (202 amino acids)
Source: RefSeq, a predicted model, not a curated record
UACAAAGCAAACGGAAGCGGACAGGCGCCGUCGAGCCCGAAAGAAUCCGGGGCACCCCUCAUCGACACUGUGCAGUCGCGGCGCAUCUCGAUGCUUGUGACAUCCGUUUCUGCCCGCAGCUGUUGGUAAUCCUUCGCUCGUACAUCAUCGACCCCAGCCCUGAGCGAAAUUCCAAGUGCUUUCUUCUACAUAGUAUACUUCACGCCCUGCUGCAUCAAAAGACGUUAUCGCGGACGCAGGACUCAACGGGCGCGCAUUCGUGCCUUGUCUACGUCAACCUUCCACUUCCGUAGUCGCUGCGAGGACAUUGUCCCGACUAACUCACAACACGACCAUCCUACGAGGGGACCAGGACCACCAUCGGAUGCGCACUAUGACCUGAAGGUCAGAAUCUGCCAGCAAUGAACAGCAACCGUCCGUUCUUCUCAAACUUCUGGGCCACCUUCCGCGCCCAUUCUGCCGCCUUACCAAAGUCGUCUUCUUCCAUCUCCGCCGCCUCUCCAGCCGCAGCUGCAGUUGGCUCCUCUCAAACCGUCUGGUCUUCGACAUCAACAAACCCCUCGCAACCCUCUCCCAACGCUGCGUCGGCCCCUCGCACCAUCAAUUCAAAGUCCGUCUCUCAUCAUCCCUCUCAAUCUACUGCUGCUCCCGCGCAACCCACACCACUGCACCCGGCUCUGUCUCCCUUGCAACAUAACGUAUCCCCUCUUACCCAUGGUCCGAGGUCUCCCCCUUCUCCAGCGCUGGGUGUAAACGCAGGAGGCAUGCCUGUGUAUGGCCCUCCAAACCGUCCACCGCCAAGCUAUCCUACCGCGUCAGAAGCUCGUCGCAAUCGUAGAGGUUCAGAUAGCAGCUCUGAAGGCGGCAUGGGCUACAGAGACGUCCUUGGAGCCGAGAAGUGGUACAUUGGCGGCCGGACCGCUGCUGGCGAGGAGAGAUUUUACAAGCUCAGCAUGGUGCGCCGUGACACAAGUGCUGAUCGCCUCAGUGCUGACAGGCUGAGCCUUUGACACAUGUCUUUUUUCUUUCUCUCACAUUUGUCAUUUUCUCACUCGGAGUUUGGGCAUGGGAACAAUCGGCGAAAUCAGGUUUUGCGGCUUUCUG